GAAGUUCCUCCACGAGGGGGCUCUAUGACGCUGCUCUUUCCUCUGGCGGGGUUAUGCAAGUGCUACCAACCUUAGCUAGCCGCAUUUGAUUGAAUUCAGUCGAAAUGUCGUUUUGUUUUAAUUUCAACGUUCCAGGAGACCCAGCAGCUUCUGUUGACUUUGAUGAGAAGGAACUCCAGGAAGAAAAAACAAGUGGAAAAGCUGAGCACAUUGAAGACAAUACAAGUCUGGAGGAUUCAGUAAAAGAGGCCAAAGAGCACUUUCCACCGUCCAACCCGCAGCUCCUUCUCACCGAUUCUGUCUUCGAAACGGUUACCGUCGGAACGCUUCCCUCUCUGCUCUUCCUCAACGAGACGGUUUUUGAGAAAACCGUCUCAGAACGAGAGGACACAGAGAAAAUCCUGUCCUGCAGCAAAGAGCAGAAUUCCGAUCUCAUCUCAGGAGUGUACGAAGGAGGCCUGAAGGUGUGGGAGUGCACAUAUGACCUCCUGGAGCAGAUCGAGAAGAAUGGAGAAACCUUCAGGGACAAGACCGUUUUGGAUUUGGGCUGUGGUGCUGGGCUUUUAGGAAUACUGGCUCUGAAGAGAGGAGCAAGCCAGGUCCACUUCCAAGAUUACAACAGUACAGUCAUAGAACAGCUGACGGUGCCAAACGUCAUCCUAAACUGCCAAGAAGAUGAGGAAGGGGACUGGGAGGGCGACAACAACAGGAAGAGAACAGUAGAAAUUCAAGAUAAACAUGGUUGUGAAAAAGAAGACGAAAUUUUCAAACCACCUCCUAAGAAAAGAGCUACAGACAUGUCUCAACACACAUUAAUGAGGAGGUGUCACUUCUUCUCUGGGAACUGGAAGACAUUUCUUCCGUUGAUUCUGAAGAAAGAACCACAGCCAAAGUUUGACAUCAUUUUCACCUCAGAAACCAUCUACAACACUGCCUACUACCCCGCUCUGCACGAAGCCCUGCAGAAGCUGCUGGCAUCAAAUGGCCAGGUCUACCUCGCCACUAAAUCCCACUACUUUGGUGUUGGCGGUGGACUUCAUCUGUUUGAGACCUUCGUGAAAGAGAAGGAGGUCUUCUCCCUGGAUCGCUUAUGGGACGGAGAAGAAGGACUCCAGAGACACGUAGUAGUGCUGCGCUUAAAAAAAACAGAUUAACAGGGAUUUACUCAUUUCUGUUUACAUAAAAAUAGUUUGUUCUAAAAUGAAAUUUUGGAAUAAAAAAAAAGGAACUUCCCGAUUAAAUUUUGCAGUGUCAUCUA
Molecule: messenger RNA, 1258 nt
Organism: Oryzias latipes (Japanese medaka)
Lineage: Eukaryota; Metazoa; Chordata; Actinopteri; Beloniformes; Adrianichthyidae
Gene: mettl18
Product: methyltransferase 18, RPL3 N3-histidine
Biological process (GO): peptidyl-histidine methylation, to form tele-methylhistidine
Cellular component (GO): nucleus
Molecular function (GO): protein-L-histidine N-tele-methyltransferase activity
Source: RefSeq, a predicted model, not a curated record